Molecule: messenger RNA, 666 nt
Organism: Raphanus sativus (radish)
Lineage: Eukaryota; Viridiplantae; Streptophyta; Magnoliopsida; Brassicales; Brassicaceae
Product: cyclin-dependent protein kinase inhibitor SMR16-like
Exons: 3
Coding region: 1-444 (147 amino acids)
Source: RefSeq, a predicted model, not a curated record
AUGCAGUUGAAUGGGCCAAGAUACGUUCUUCACUUUCCAGAUUAUAAAAUAUUAAAAUCCCUGAAGAAAAAGGGCGCAAAGACAAACAAAAAGUUAGAGACCUCCACGACUCAAAGAUAUUAUAAUAACAAGAUGGACAAUGAAGUUUUAGAAGACGCCAUUGAAGAACCCAUGUCUCCUCUCUCUAACGGAGACAUUGCAUUGUCUCCACUCUGUGACCACUACAACGAUCAGAUGAGGAUUGAUUCUCCUCCUACUUGUUCUGAUGAAAAAAUCAUCGAGUCUUUGUACCAAAACCUCUUUAGCAUUGUCCUCUGUCUUCAAAUAGAGGAGUCUGGUAAUGGUUCCGACACACCUCUGUCUCCGCCUUGCCCUGGAGCUCCAACGAAGCUUACAAGGUUUUCAAGAAACAAGGAUCCAAGAUUCCAAAGAAAGCUCUUCUGACAUUGAUUUUUAACAUUGGAGCUGACUUUUAGUCUUGUUAUGUUGUACUCUCUUGUGUACUAUUUGUACUAAGUUGGAUUGUUUAUCUGAAAAUGUCUUUUAAAGAAAAUUAAAAACAGCACUUACCAUCCCACAAAAGCAACCAUAUGUUUGUUCCUAGAGAUCAGAGACUGAACCAACUCAGUUUUUAAUCAAACCAUAAAAAAAAAAAAACAAGCAAAA